AUGGCGGAUUCGGACGUUGUGGCCGAGGGCAAGUCGCCACCGACGUCUCCUGUGUCCGAUACCAAGACGACCAAGACGUUGUCUCCGUCGACUGAAGCACAAACCAAGACCGAAGCCCAAGCCGACAAGGACUCUGUGAGCUCAGGAUCACCACCAGCAUCGACGUCCUGGAAUGACAACGACGGAAAGACAAGCAUGGCCCGCUUCAUGGAACCUGAUCCAGAAACCAUCCACCCCGAUGUUGACCUCAACGACCGAAACAAUCUCGUUCGUCUGCUCGCUCUCUACCAGUCCGGCUGGGAACAGGGGCGCGGGCGCGGUCCCCGAGAACACGACACCUGUAUCUGGUGUAGAGGACCUGUGGCAUCAAACGUUCAAAUCCUUACCCAUGUCGGCACUAGCAACAGUUGUAGGAACAGCUGGCCCGCGACCUGCCUCAUGGACUGGAUCAACCAAGAGCUCGACGUUGUCCGCAAUCGUGUGUUGCGAUGCCCCAUGUGUCGAGAGGAGUUUUUUAACAUCUACACUCAGUCUCGCGCCGAUUUCAGGGCGAACCAAGGAGGACCGGAUGCGGAGCUUGUGAUUAAUGGCGCCUGGUUGAGAUGUAUUCUCUUCAGUCCCAUCUAUGCCAGGGAGUUUUGUGUCAAGACUGGAAAGCCGAUCAUCAUCAUCAAGAGUGAGGAAGCCAGGAAGCUCAUGCUUCUGAACAGAGAGAAAGCCAUCUUCAACCCAUGUGAAGGGCUUGCUCGAACUCCCUACGAGGUGAAGGGGAGGUGGUUUCGUAGACUCAACCUUCCAGACACAUCAGCCACUGCUGGACAACCUCAACCCUUCGCUUCUGCUGAAGCCCCAGCCCUCUCCUCUGCAGGACAAAUUCACCCCCUCUACGCUGCUGGACAAGCCCUCAUCUCCGCUGGAGAUAUGUCUGCUGGACAAGCCAUCGUCGCUACUCAACAAGCCUUCGCCUCAGUCCCGAGUCUACAUGCUCCAGCCAUUCCCACCAAUCCUGCUGGACAAAUCCAAGCGCUCGAAACCUCUGAACUCCCCAACCCAUAUGCUCCAGCCAUUCCCCUCAGUCGUGCCGAGAAAAUUGACGAGCCGCCAAAACCCGCCUUCGACACAGUCUGGGUCCUCCUCGAUUGGGGAAACAACCAAUUCCGAAUGGCACCAUUCUUGUCUGUCCAGGCCCAUGCCUUGAAGAUCCUGACGGAGGAACAGGGAGGAGUUGUGAAGACCAUGACAGCAGAUGAGUUCGCUGCGAUGGCCAAGGAAAAUGGAGGUCUGAAGGCCGCGGUUACGGGCUUCAAGGCUGACGGUGUCGAAGAGAUGGAUGAAAUGGAGACCUCGGGCAAGAACUGGCUAAAGAAAUUGCAGCCUGAGUUCUCGGAGGACGGUCCAUACGCGUCGGAUAAGACCUGGUAUAAAAGACUUGUCGAGUCUUUUCGAGUCAGGCUGUUUGAGCCACCAACAGAUGGCGACAAUGACGGCGACGGCGUCCUGGGCGUCCAGGAGCAUCCCCCCGGUGUACAGACGGACGCGGAUGACGAAUGGGAGGAUUCGGAAGAGUCCUUGCCGGACGAUGCGCUCGAGUAG
This is a messenger RNA of Cladophialophora psammophila CBS 110553, 1593 nucleotides long. RefSeq lists its product as uncharacterized. NCBI's taxonomy places the organism in Eukaryota, Fungi, Ascomycota, Eurotiomycetes, Chaetothyriales, Herpotrichiellaceae. The transcript has a single exon. The coding region runs from base 1 to 1593 and encodes 530 amino acids. The record is from RefSeq and is a predicted model, not a curated record.